ACGAUGAGGGGGCUGGACGCAGGCAGAAUUAGGGGCCGAGCACAGAUCACCAAGCCACACCUUCUGAAGCUCUGCACUGCGUCAUCGCAUCACCCAUCAUCCCAAGAUGACUGAAGCGGUUCAGCUGAAUGCUAUCGCAUGUGAGAACUGCAGAUCGAAGAAGUGCAAAUGUGACCGGAAGAUCCCAAUAUGCACUCAAUGUCGAACUUCGUCGCUACCAUGCCAUUACCAAGAGGGCGGCAAGAGAGGGCUUCCGGCUGCAUAUAUUACUGCUCUUGAGAAACGGCUUGCGGAUACCGAGGCUGCACUCUCCGCUUCUCUCAUCGCGCUCCAAACUCAGAACGCAACACGAUUGACGGACGGUCACUUGUCGGGCGCAAUAUCGCAAGCUUCCCAGCCUCAACGCUCAAAGGCUGAAAAGCUCGAAGAGUGGAAGCGCUUGCCUCUACAAACAGACGAACAAUUGGAAGCAUGGCUUCAAGCACGGCAUCCUGACAGUGCAGCUCAAGCGGCAUCUCAAUCAAAAUCUAGCGAAUCCAUUCUUACCUACCAAAGUCAUGAUACGCUCAAGGCACCGGAAACACGACCCGAUAAUAACGCGCAUCCAUUUCCCAAAGCCCACGGAACCACAGCGACCUCAGCGUCACCCAUCGAGCAACUACGAGACUGCAGCAAACCGACAAUGCCGAACGUACCGCGAGACUCCUCUACACAAUGGCGAGAGAACUACUUCUGAACAUCAACUGGAAAAUGUUCUGCACAGGUUUAUACUGAAACAAAAGGGUCGAGCGGUCUAUCGGUUCGUCGUUAUACGAGUCGAACGCAGAACAUAUCGUAUUGUUGCCAAUCGGUAGCAGCCCCGCUUGCUGCUUGGUGUCCAUAUACGGAGAAAGAACAACCGGAAGUCGUCAAGGAGAUUGUUUGUGCAUGAAGUGAGAAGAACCUAGCAUUGGCAACACGAUGCCGUAAACGCUUUGCGUUAGUGCUGAU
This is a messenger RNA of Alternaria alternata, 990 nucleotides long. RefSeq lists its product as hypothetical. The record is from RefSeq and is a predicted model, not a curated record. Gene Ontology annotation, biological process: regulation of DNA-templated transcription. Lineage: Eukaryota; Fungi; Ascomycota; Dothideomycetes; Pleosporales; Pleosporaceae. Gene Ontology annotation, molecular function: DNA-binding transcription factor activity, RNA polymerase II-specific; zinc ion binding. The transcript has 3 exons. The coding region runs from base 107 to 736 and encodes 209 amino acids.